GUUCGAUCGUAUUACCUAAAAUAGGAAGCAGAAUUUUAAGCCGAAAGAAUUUUCAGCCACCGAAAUUCGGCCAUUUAUAGCCCUUUAUGUUCUUCUAUACCAAGGCAACAUAAACGACCGCCUUUGGGCUUCCUGUAAUUAUCGUCCGCCGCAACUUGCCUCUUAACCCCCAUGUCCUCUAAACGCGGCCGUAAAAGAAAUGAUAAUCUUCCCCCUAAUCGUGCUAGAGAUGUCCAACGGGCUUUCCGUGCACGACGCGCUGCUCAUCUUCAGGCUCUAGAGCAAAGGGUCUCCGAACUUGAAGAAGAAAACAGCUGCCUUCGACAAGCUCUCAACCUUCCACCUGCUAAUCGUCCAACGCUUGGCAAAGGUCCCACAGGCAAAGACAAACCCAAAGCAUAUAAUCCUCAUAGUCUGGCCACUAUGUCCAUGCAUUCCCGAGACUUUUCGGACUCUCCACCCUCCACUCGUAUGAGCUCUCAUUCCCCAGAGAGCGCAAUAGUCAGGCUCGAUGAUCCUGCCUGGGAUCAGACAAUCGUUAUGAGCGACACUCAAUCCGAUCUUCCAAACUCAUCGGCCUCUUCAUCCUACCCUUUGCCUCCUAUGUCCGCCCCGCCAUCUUCAAAAUCUAUGCAAUAUAAUCCAUAUCCGUCUACCUCCAGGAGUUCGUCUGGAUCCGGAUCCGCUUACAUGAACUCUCAGUCCAACUAUUCUCAAUCUGGGGACAGAUCCUUGAAUAACAUCAAUUAUUCAAUUCCCCUUGUGCGCCUCGAUGUUCGGGAGGAGCCCCGUACACAUUAUCCGUACUCCCCUUCGCCAUAUGACAGCAACGUGCAAAACACACCCCCACCUUCGGCGCCACCCCAUUUACAUUCUCAGCGCGACUCUUCCAUCUCUUACUCUAUCCGACGUCCCAUAAUUGAGCCAUAUACCCUUGAAUCAGGGUUCCCUCAACUUCCUCAUCAUGUCUCACAUCACGGCAUGCAUGUUUCUUCACCUUCUCCACGGUUGCAGGAAAACGGUGUAGGUCCUGAGUUGCCUGCCCCACGACACAUAUAUAAUACUACGCCCGAAGCCAUCAAUCGCACACCGUCGAUGUCCUGAAAACGCAAUUAAUGCCACCAUCCUGGAGACACCUGUCUUUUCACACAUUUAAUUCCAACGAACUCCUUGGGCCUUUUCGGACUCUUUGUUGUAUUGUUAUUCCUAUAAUCGUACAUGUAAUGUAAUUCUCGUCCUACCUACCGUAAACAUGUACCAUUUAAACCGUAUGAUAUCGACCUCACAUACUUACCAUACACUAAGCUCGUUAACACAACACAUAGUCAUCUCUGCUUCCACUCAGCCUUGAGGCAUCCUCCGGCAAAAAGUGAAACUCCUUUCUGUCUGUUCGAGACUUCAAGU
Molecule: messenger RNA, 1404 nt
Organism: Lentinula edodes (shiitake mushroom)
Lineage: Eukaryota; Fungi; Basidiomycota; Agaricomycetes; Agaricales; Omphalotaceae
Exons: 2
Coding region: 172-1104 (310 amino acids)
Biological process (GO): regulation of DNA-templated transcription
Molecular function (GO): DNA-binding transcription factor activity
Source: RefSeq, a predicted model, not a curated record